AUGGAACACCAAGCACUUCGAAGGCUUGUACUGUACUGCCCCAAUUUCAUCCGACGUGGUGCUCUUAGGCAAAAUAUGACUAGAGUGAGCUGUAGACAUAUGUCAGGCAAGGGUGGAGGGAGAGAUGAGAAAGGUGAUUGCAAUGAAGAAAAGGAUUCUUCCAAAGAUUUGGGGAGGGUACCGUCGAAGAUGAAACGAGCAUAUGAUGGUGAAACAGUUAUUAAAGAGGGAGAUUCGCAUGCUGAGUCGCUAGCGCAGCAGGGAAAGCAGCCCACAGACCUCGCAUAUAACAGCAGAUCGAAGAUAUCUGGUUCUAAUUUGCAUUUAUUGGUUCCUAGAGUUGCGUCUACAGACUAUAUUUCGAAUAAAGAGGUUCACACGGAGGGCCUGUUUGCCGGCUAUCGACCCUUGUUUCUGGGGAACUCAGGUUUUCCGUCUGAUGCAAGAAAGGGUAAAAACUUUCAUGAGUUAGACGACGUUCUUCCCAAUAUACAGGUAGUGGACGCUUCCGAGAAAGAUGGCAAACUCAAUGUGCAGGAGAUUAUUGAGGACUUACAAAGAACAAGUUUGAGAGAAAGCAUUCAUAGUAUGGAACAGUUACCAUCUUCGCACAAACGUAAACCCGUAAUACCGUGGGACGCAUCUAUAAGUGGCAUGGUUUAUAAUGACAUGCCUUUCAAAUAUGUGCCCAAAAAUAUUAUUCUGAAAAUGAAGCCAUUUAAACUUUUGCGUAUUGAGAGAAAAAGUCAAGCGAAGAAUGCAAGAAAGCCUACUAUGAUAAAACUUCAGUUUCACAAUCGAAGAAUCAAUGACACCCCAGAGUUAGUGAAUUUAUACCAUAAUAAAUCCCGUUUGCACGAGUCACUUUACAAUACAAAACCCCUUCAAGAAUCUGGAUAUUCAAGUGCAAAUACAAGUAAAAGACAGAAAAUGUUAAAAGCAAGAAGCGACUUUGAACAUAAACAGAAAAAUUAUGCAUACAAACACACAUUUAUCAAAAAUGAUCAGGAACUGUUCCGCAAUGAACUAACUAAGUUAAAUAAGAUACUUGCUAGAGAAUUCAAAAAAUUGACAAAGCUAUCCAUACAUAAUGAGUUCAAGAGAGAACACUUGCCCCUGGCCGUUUAUGUGAGCAAAUCAAAGGGCACAAAGAAACUGUUUAGAAGAUCACUGAAGAUGAAAAUCAUGGACCACAUAUACCCAGUUUAUACCACGAUAUUGUCAACUUUAACAAAUUCCAGAGACUCUAAGAAAUUUGAAAACAAAAUCAAGGCGUAUAUUGAAAAAAUCAUAGUGCGGUUAUCAGAUGAAGUACCAUCCACAUAUUUUUUCCAAGAUGGCGUAGAUUGUAUUAUUCAACCAAGUCCGAUUCAUAAUUUCAAGAGAAUGCAUUGGUUAAGAUACACCAAGAGGCACAAUACCUUUUGGGGGAGGACUAUACAUAAGGACGUUCAAGUCAGCUUCAAUGACAAGUAUGUUGUUACUAGGAGCGGCGUGAGGUAUACGAGGUAUCCCACUAAUUUGAAUACACAAUUAUUGGAAACUGCAUUUGAAGAAUGGGACUACUAUGAGUGA
This is a messenger RNA of Saccharomyces cerevisiae S288C, 1575 nucleotides long. RefSeq names its product Mrx6p (gene MRX6). The transcript has a single exon. NCBI's taxonomy places the organism in Eukaryota, Fungi, Ascomycota, Saccharomycetes, Saccharomycetales, Saccharomycetaceae. The record is from RefSeq and is marked reviewed. The coding region runs from base 1 to 1575 and encodes 524 amino acids. Gene Ontology annotation, cellular component: mitochondrion.